CCAGUGCAAGAUGUUCUCUUGCUCUCUUCCCAGUGAUUGGUGCUCUUGCUUCCGGAGACCCCACAUUGAGAACUUUUCCAGAUGGUGCAGGCGUUGGUUCAACCGUUGUCCCCGAAGUUGCUGGCUAUCUUCAAAAAUAUGGCCUCAGAGCUCUGCACAGGAGAACAGAGAGGAGCCAACAGAUGGGGUCCUCAACUCCAUGUACCUGCAGGAAGCACAGGUGCCCCAUCCCUCCUCACGCAUGCAGCACGGCCGCAGAGUGAGUGUAGCAGCUGGGUUGACCCAGACUCCAGGACCUCUUGCAGUCAAAGAGGCCCUCAGGGUAAAAAUAAGUCCUCCAUGAGGCCUGCAGCUACAGCUUCAUCACCACCCACUGGCCUAGAUAGUAUGCCAGCUGCAUGCAAAAAACUGGUGCCUAUGAACCUCUUUGGAGCCUGGGAGGUGGACUGCUCCAUCCCCACCUGGGUGCCUGAGCUAUGCAGCCUCACCUUGACCAAGCUGCUGAUUCGCAAGGAGCUGGCCAAGGAAUUGACCUCCUUAGUCAUUGCUGUGAGGAGUAAGAACUCAAAGUUCGUCCUCAGGUCUGAUGAGAUUGUGAUGCCUCCCAGGAGACCAGUGAAGACCGACCUGAAACUGACCUUCUCCCUGCAGUACCCCCACUCCAUCAAGAGGGAAGGUAACAAGCUGCAGAUCAUGCUACAGAAGAAGCUGCGUCUUGAAAACCAGACCAUCCUGGGUUACCAGACGCUGGCCAUGGGCACCAUCGACAUGGCUGAGGUGAUACAGCGAGCCCCUGAGGCUGGCCAGGUUUUGAGCCUCUACUCCACCAUCAGGGAGGCAUCUACCCACGUAGCCGAAGUCACCAUCUCUUCACUGUCCAGCCAGUCCAUUGACCUCAUUCACAGCACCCAGGAGGCCAAGUCCAGGGUUCAUUACUCUGAAAUAGAAUAUGAAACCAUCUCUGAACUGCAGGCCAGCCAUGAUCCCAGGCACAGGCAGGACCAGGAUGAGGAGGACUUCAAAGUGGAAGAACCCAAGAAGCAGCACGAAGAAAGAGUAAGUUCGCCAUUCAUGACCAGGCAACAAGAUGCCAACAAGAAAGUUGGGGCGUGGCUGCGCCAGGUCCAAAUGUGGAAGAAAGACCUGGACCUGGAGGAGGCGUCUUUGGAGAAUGUCCCUGAGGUGGAGAAGGACAUAGAUAACCUCUAUGAUUCUUUAGAAAAGUUUAAUGACAGUGGCCCAUGAGAGUGUCCUGAGCACCAUCCUCUCAUGGAUACAGUCACUCUCACUACAAUUCCCAGCCCCCGAUGCCAAUGAAGAUCGUGGAGGCAGGGGCACAACACUACUUCAGCGCUGUGCUGUGGGUCUUAAGAGCAGCGCCUUGAGCAGCCCUCAUCGGUCCGAGGAGCAGCGGCUGCCUGAGCAGCCUGCCCCAGACCUAGGAAAAACAGCCACACUAGUAGACUGCCCAUUUCCGAAGAGCUACAGCCGUGCGCAGGCUGCACUGGUACGAGGAGCAGCAGCCACAGGCAGCCUGCACC
Eptesicus fuscus (big brown bat) is the source of this 1541-nucleotide messenger RNA. RefSeq names its product phosphofurin acidic cluster sorting protein 2-like. NCBI's taxonomy places the organism in Eukaryota, Metazoa, Chordata, Mammalia, Chiroptera, Vespertilionidae. The record is from RefSeq and is a predicted model, not a curated record. Gene Ontology annotation, molecular function: transmembrane transporter binding. Gene Ontology annotation, biological process: protein localization to plasma membrane. The coding region runs from base 82 to 1245 and encodes 387 amino acids. The transcript has 3 exons.